UCCAAGGAAGAAGUUGCCAAAAGAAGUCUUUCCGAAUCUUCUAUACCUUAGCAGUCGAAAAAUUUUUUAAUAAUGAAAGCAGAUACGGAAUAAGGUUGUGUACAACUUUUCAUUAGCUGACAUAUUUCAUUACGGGUUACAAAAUGUUACAUUGAUAAUGAAUAACUGAGUUUUUUAAAGUUAGGUAUAUUUAUAAAGCGGUUAUAUUAUUAAUAACAACAUAUUCUGUGACGUGUUUUAUUAUUAAAGUCAAUUAUAUGUAUUUUAAACGAUAGUUAUUUUAUACAUCAGGUGAAACUGGACAUGGAUUCAACUGCGAUCGUGACCACUGUAUGAUGUGUAUUUUUCGUAAAUGAAAAUUUUUUUGGCCACUUAUUUUGAACUCUAAUUUAACAUAUUAUAUAAUUGAAGACAAUGGGAAGAUCAAGAACGAAGAGUAAAUCUCCGAAACGCCGACAUAAGAGUAAACAUUCGCGCAAGAGAUCAAAAUCUCGCGAAAGAAGUUCCCACAAUAAACACAAGGAAAAAAUUAGAGAACAAAGUGCUAAAUCUAGGAAACGCUCACGUUCCGAGUCAUCGAGCAGCACCUCAGAUUUGUCUGCAGAGGGCACACGGACCAACCACAUGAGGAAAAGAUACAGCGAUAGGAAAAUGGGCGAGGUGGAGAGAUUAGCAGAGAUGGAAAGACAGAGGCGACAACGAGAAAUGGAACAGAAGUUAAUUGAAGAAGAAACAGCAAAAAGGAUAGAGGAAAUGGUGAAGAAGAGGGUGAAUGAAGAACUUGAAAAGCGCAAAGAGGAGAUAGAGGAUGAGGUUUUGAGGAGAGUAGAGGAGGCUAAAAAGGAAAUGGAAAAGCAGAUGAUGGAAGAGAUGGAGAGGCGUAGACAGCUGCAGUUGGAAGAGGAAAAGAAACGAGAGGAAGAAGAAAAGAAGAAAAGAGAAGAGUUAGAGCAGAUUUUGGCUGAAAACAACAAAAAAAUUGAAGAAGCCCAGAAAAAACUGGCAGAAGAGCGUUUGGCCAUGGUUGAAGAACAGAGGAAAAUGGAGGAGGAGCGGCAACGGCUGAGGAAGGAGCAGGAAAAACGAGUGAAGGAAGAGCAGAAAAAAAUACUGGGGAAGAACAACUCGAGGCCGAAAUUGUCCUUCUCUUUGAAGCCUGCUGUGACGUGAAGCAUUGCUUGCAUCUGUUUCGUAAUAUAUCGUGGCUGUUGCAUGUUGCAAUGUUGUAUGAAAUUCUUUGUGGUCACAGUACCUGCCUAGAAGGAUACUUGUGUAUGAAUGCAAUUUUUUUUUUUUGAAAAUGUACUAUGUACUUGAAAUUCCUGCUGCCAAGAUUACAACACUUUUUUUUUUUUAAUGUACAAUGAACUGGUUGAUGUACAAUGUACAAUGAACUGGUUGAUGUACAUUUUAGAUAAAGAAUUGUGUUUUAAGAUUUUUUGUAUUGAUUCUGUUAUGUAAUUCUAAAUUAAUAAAGUUGCCGAACAUUUAUAUUUUGAGUGCUGUAGUGAAGAAAUAUUUAAUGAGAUAUUCAAGCACACCUGGUUAUAUAUUGUAAAUAUUAUUCCAUAUGGUACUGUAUUAUAGUACGUAUUAACUUUAAUUUAAGCCACCUCAGCUCUUUUAAAGUAUGAUGAUCAAAAAGUUUGGUUUCAGGUGAAAAUAAUUUUGAUUAAUAGUGUAAAAAUUAACUGUGUGAAUAUGAAGAUCUGACCCAACAAAUUUUGGUCAUUGUAGUAGAAAAAGUAUGUUGAUUUUAACUUGGUAUUUGGCUCAGUAAGAAGAAACCUUAAAUUUAAUGAAAGUUUUUUUUUUUUUUUAAACAGGCUCCAGUGUUAGUGAGGGACCAAAAUGGUCUUAAAUGUGUUUUUCAUGCCAUUGUGCUCAUGCAGAGCUCUUGUGUGCCAGGAAAUUAUGUACAAUUUGCACAUACCCAUUACCGCCAUAAAUAAACCUUGAAAUGUAUGCCAUUACGAGAAGUCCUGCAGCUGUUUUAAUUUUCCUUUGUGCGUGGCUUUUAUUGUUGCAAGAGCACAUUUGUUAAGAUUGCCAUUAUCACAACUUAAAAAUUUUUUACUUUUAGACCUUUCCAGUAAUUUUCGUUUUUUUUUAAUCAUUAUUAGUCUUCAAAUACAUACAUCUCACAGCAUGCAAUCAAAUUUUAAUUGCAGUAGCUUUUAUCUUGUAAAUAAAAGAUAAUCAUGUUGGUAAAAAAGGGUAUAAAAUAACCAAUUUUAAUAAAAUUGCAUGAAAUGCUGCAUGCAUGUAAACAACUAAUGAAGUAUCUAUCAUCACAUGUGCUUGAAAAAUCUCAUAAAAAAUUUUGCGGAAAUGAGUAGGAAUACCAACAUUUUAUUGCAUGUUGUUUUAAGAGAUUCCUUAAUUUUUUUUUCAUUUAAUUAUUUAUAUGAGUGAGUGAGCAGACACCAUUUUAACUUGGUCAAUACUUUCAAACAUUCAAAUAAAUUUUUGUGGUGAUUAUUUGUAAUUACUAUACAUACUUUUAUUUUAAAAAUUUAUAGUUCCGUGUAAGGAAUAAUGCACACUUUCUGUUUGUCCAGAAAAUGGAUAAGUGUAAAAGAAAAUGUUUUUGCCAUUUUCUGUUUGCGUACGUAUGUACAAUAAAAUUUUAAAUAUAUUUGUACAUGUUUGUGUUUAAGAAAAGCUUUGAAGAAUUUUUUUUGUAAGGGGAUUGGUGAAGAUAAUGUUCUGUACCUAAGAAGUUUCUGGUAAAUCAUGUACGCCCUCUGGUUUUUAUUUUUAUUGGUAACAGUUGGUGAUGUUCAAAGAGCAAGUUAACUUUUAGAUAUAAUUUUUCUUUUGUGCUCACAUGUUGCAUUACUUUAGGGAGCUGUCAAGGUGUUAAUGUAGCACAUUUAAAAUUGGUAAAUUAAUACACACAAAAAGUUAACAUUUUUUUGUUAUCUGCAUGUAUUCCUCUUUGAAAGCAAGUUAUAGAGUGGUUAUAUAAAUUAAUAUAAAAUAUUAAGUUUCAAAUCCAGAAAGAAAUGUUACAAAUACUAUGUAUAUAAUAUAGGCAUUUUUAUGUAUGCCAAGAUACUGUGUACAGUUAACCAAACAUUGAUGAAGAAGCAUCUUUCUUUCCAACCUUUGUAUGCCACUUUCCUUUAUCUUUGUUUAGUGUAUCCCACUUGCAAUUUUCUCAACCAACUCUAAUGAAAACAAGGCAAGGGCAGAAAUAUUUUUGUGAUGUUUUUUUGGGUUUUUCAAAAUUUUGAAAGAUGAUAAUGAUUUCCCAGUGUUUUAUCUUAAGAUUUCGGUGUAAUGAAACUAAAUUUUUUUCUUUUUUCCCCCCCCCCCCCCCCAACUCCGUAAUCAGGGAGUACUCUUUAGAAGUUGCACUUUAUUGACACUGCUGACUGUUUAACAAAUGUGCUUUCACAGAUUGCGAGAACUAUUUAAGUCACGGAAAAAAUCUCUACCUCCCCCAUUCAUCUUCAUCUCCCACUUCUCAGGCUUUUCUUUUAACACAGUGAAACCUAAUUAGUAAAAACCCUGUUAAUACAAAACUCUUAUUAAUACAGUGUUUUCACAGUCUUUAGAAAUUAUAUAGGAGUUAAAGUUAUUUUUGUUUCAGAGGUAAACAAUUAUACGUAGUAAAUUAUUUUUAGUACAAAUAUCCCAGUAUAAAGUAAAGGAACAAUGUGAAGUUUAAACUAAAAUAAUACUGAUGCGUGAUGCCAUUCCUACGUUUCAUUGUAGUCUGGGAAAAAAUCUUAGAGCUUUUAUUCUUUCUAAUGAUGGUAGUAUGUCUUUUGUAAGUCAUUUCUAAACUUUUGCUUUAUUUUUCUGUCUUAAAUCCUAAAUGUGAUAAAGUAGAAAAUAUUUUUUUUCAUGCCACAGAUGUAAUCCUAAAAUUGCAUUUUACGAUCACUUAAAAAAUUGGUGCAGUAUAAAAUUGUAUGCAAGUUUUAACUUUAUUUGAAUUUUUUUUUUAUGAAUUUUAAAAACUUGUGGUUAAAUUUUGUAAUAGUUUGGUUAUUACAACCUUGUUAUUGCAAAGUGAAAUAAUUAUGGUCCCUGAAACCAAAUUGGGAAGAAGUAAAACUGUCAUGCAUUGAUAGCAGGUUGGUUCGUUUGUCAUAAACUAAACAAUUUUGUAAAAAAGGAGUCAACUAUUGAAAAAAAAUUACAGCUUCCUGCAGUGAAAGGUUAAAUGUAUACGUUACCUGGUAUAUGCACAUUUAAAUUAGCUGCCCUGUGAAUAGUUUAUCCUCGGUAAUAAAUUUGUUUUUGGCAUUAUUUUUAUGAAAGUUAAAUAAUUUCCUGGCCUGGUAAUUUCUUGUUUAUGUUCAUAUUUCCUCUGUUUCAUGUAUUGUGCACAAUAAUACAAAUCGUAAGGCUGACGCUAAUGAUAAUUUUGAUGUGUGGCAAGAAGAUACAUAAGUAGAUGUAAGUUUUAAGUUUUUUCGAAUUCGGAUGGAAACAAACUGUGUUCUACUUAAUAUUGUACAGUCUUUGAUUACAGUUAUUAGUCUGAUAUGCUUAGAUAUGAGUGGGAAAAUAUUCUGUUUAGAGGGGUUUCUGAAAAAAUAUAACCACAUAUUUUUCUGGAAAUUUUUCCUUCUUUCUAGAACAACUAGAUUUACAUAAUUUAAGAUAGAUUGAUAAAUGUUUUGCUUUUUCUGCAGAUUGGUAGGUACUGUUUAAAUAACAAUUUUUUGAUCCUCUUAGUUGGUAGAAGAUAGCAUGGGUCAUACCAAACUCUCAAAUGUUAAGUGAGCCAUUAUUCUGUAAAGAAAGUCCAAUGUAUGUUUUAUUUGGUAUUGUUUGAAUUUUUAAAAAAGUUAAUAAAAUUUAAUUGUUUUUUGAAAGUACAACACAUUAAAUUUUUUUUCCCAAAAACACUUUUCUGGAAAACUUAACAUCUUUUAUUACAUCCUACAGUGUAAAUGUUUACCUGACUGGAAGCUAUAAGGUGUGAGAAGAAGAAUAAUCAAACUGAGUAAAGACAGUUGAUUUUAAAAUUUCUAAAUUUCUGUACAGAAAUGAAAGCCAUAAAUGUAUAGCAUUAAAACUUUUACUUUCUCUCUGAAGUUAGUUGGAAAUCCACACAGGUGCUGUUAAGACUCAGGAAACAUAGCAAGCUAUUGUGGCUCUACUGUAAUUUAAAUUUUGGGUUGUGACUUGGUUUGAAGAUUUUGUAAAAGUUUUAUUCGCUUUGUCUUUUCUCUGUCUCUUUCGCUCUCACUACAUAUGUAUGUAAACGUACUAUCCUGCUCACAUGACUGAAAUAAGACUACAUAUUUCAUUUCUACCAACCUUUGGAUUUGUGAACUUUUUCAACAAAUUGAAAUAAAUUAAAUUGUGAGUUCAUAAUUUUAACAUUUUUACACUUAAAAAAAAAAAAAAAAAAAAAAAACAUUUUCCUUGUUGCUACAUUGUAGUCACUCGCUGUUGCUCCAUGAAUGAAUGGGUAGGUUGAUCAUGUAUUUGCUGUAGGUUGUAGUGUCGCCACCUAUGUCCGUGACGUGAUUCAUUCACUCAGCCUUAAGAAGGGAGGGUCCUAGUCUGGGCUCACUGAUUUGACUUAAACUGUGUGAGUAGAAGGAGGCAGCUGCACCUUUCAACAUCCUGAAAUAUCUCAUCUUACUGGGCCUUAGGAAGAAAGAAAAAGUUCUUUAAAGAUUUUAAACCAUUAUUUUCUGGGAUUUUUUUUCAUGAAUUUUCAAAUCAGCAGCAUGGCUCAGUGGUCAAGCGCAUAAGUGAUAACGAUAUAUCUGUUAUAUUGUAUCUACCAACUAAAAUUUUUGAUGUAAACCAUUGGCAAACAAUUGAAGCACACUAAUGAGGUGAAAAAUUAUUAUAAAUUAUUUCAUAUGUGUUUAGGUUUAAAGAGUGCCUAUGUACUUUAGUUUGCUGCUGUUUACUUGAGACUAUUUUUAAAAUUUUGGAUUAAUCUGUGUAGGUAUUAAUUGUCAAUGAUUUCUGCCAUCAUACAGUCUAGGGUGAAGUCUCCUGGUUUAGCGAAUAUCAAACACUGAAUAAAUAUGAAAUGAGGAUAUUGUGUGCUAACAUUCCUCAUAUUUUAUAAAGGAAUUAUCAAUAGGAAUGAUUAAUUCCUAUUUUUUUUUUUAUUAAAUUAAAAUGUCUGAUAAUUUGUAAGAAUCAGUGCACAAUCCUCUUCUUUUUACAAGCAAAUAGAGCCUGUUUUGUGUGGGAAAAACAGAAAAUGGACGACAUCCAUAUAAUUUGUGGCAGUGUCCAGGGCCAUCAAGAGAAACCAAGAAACUUGGGGGGGGGGGAUAAUUUUUUCUGGCCCCAUCCCUUUUAUUUAAUGCACAACUUUUCAAACCCUGCUAUUACAAAAGAAAAUCAGAUCAAUACUGUUAAUGUUACUAUUGCCAUUAAUAUAAACGUAAUCUGUAUGUAUCGAAAUAUUUGUAGCGUUUUAUAUGAAUUCUAUUAACAAUAGACUUGUACCUAAUUCUCAUCUUAUCAAGUGAAACAAAACAUUAAAAACAAAAAAAUUUCCAAACUCUCAGCUGGAGAAGCCAGUUGUUUGCCUUGUUGAAGACAAUCGGUUCUGUAAUUUCUCAGGCAAACUGCGUUAGGUGAAGUUCAUUCAUUCGUGAUACUAAUUUUGUUCCAUUCCGCAAAUUUUUGUUUUUAAAAAUAAGUAAUUAUAAUAUAAUAUUAUAGGUGUUGGAAAACAAGGUAUUUAGCGUGAAUAAAUGCUAGAUGACAGCUUGCAACAUACCAAAGUUAGUGAUGGAAAUUUUGAAGAUGGGUGUGAACAUCAAAGGAGACUGAAGAAAAUAUUUUUGAUUCUAGGCGAUAAUAAUUUUCAAAACAGUGCAUUGUGUUUCCAACUCUCCAUUAUAAUCACGUGGGUUUGUAGGUUCAAGUUAGUUAACAUUUUAAGGUGUACAUUACUUGUCUGGCCGGGGUUACCUGCUACAGGACAGGAGUAGACUCAACUUCGAGUGUCGGGCGGCGGUAAAUAACCUGACUCCCUACAGGGUCCAACAGUCUAGGGUGUAGGAGACCUUAUAGGAGGGUGUUGAGCUCCCAGUAGAGGAAAUGCUACUGGAAACUCAGCAUCAUCGGCAAGGAUCACAUUCAGGAAUUAGCAGGCAUGGACAAGGCGUCUUUAAUGGCUGCUACACUGCUUGCACCACAGGCUCACCUGGCGGCCUGGUGUAGGACGCGAUAGGCCUAGUAAGCCGGUGACCGAAAUUUUUUUAACUCGACUUGAGAAAAGAAAGUGAAAUUCAGGAUUUGCUGACCCAAUUAUAUCAGUAUAGUAAUUGUAGAACUUAACAUUAAAAUUUUUCUCUAAUAACAUUUGUAAGAAUAUUUGCAGUUACCAGUGAAUAUUUCUCCAAAUUUUUUUAAACAAAUAUUCCAUAAAGGUUGGUUUAUGUGGAGACAAGUAUGUAUUUGAUAACAGAGGAGUAGUUGAACAUUGUCACAAACAUUUAAAGAAAAUGGUUCAGUUUGUAUUUGGUGUGCUGGAUUAAUUAUUGUGUUAUUUUGUUCAAAAAUGUAAAACUUUGUCUGGAUAAAUGUAAAAUAUAUAUGUUUUAAGAUUAGUACAGUAAUCACAACCAGCUUGAAGCAAAUGUGCAUUUUUAAGAAUGUUGAAGUGCCCAUGUGUAAGCUAUCGCUGAAAUUAUAUUUCAAAUGCUAGAGUCCACCCGAACUAAAAUAAACAAGUUUUGACAAGUAUAAUUGAUGAUGAAUUCGAAGUUUGUGAUUUUAUUGUAGAGCAUAGUUAGUUUUAGAUUGAAUACAUUUAAAUAUAUUUUAGUAACUGAUUAAGUUAGUGCAGUUAAUUGUCUGCAGUCUUCAUUUACUACCACAAAGAUUUUUCACGAUAUUUUAGUUUACAUGUUCAUCAAGAAUUUGUAAAAAACUGAUGUAUUAUAUCUAGGUCAAUUUUUUUUCUUAUUUUUUAAUGUAAUCUUUUAGUUGUAAAUGUCAUGUGUUUGAAGUUUAGUGUAGGAAAAGUAACAUUAAAAUUGUGAUGCAAAAUCA
Messenger RNA from Bacillus rossius redtenbacheri, 8001 nucleotides. RefSeq names its product UPF0430 protein CG31712 (gene Arglu1). The coding region runs from base 415 to 1170 and encodes 251 amino acids. The transcript has 5 exons. Gene Ontology annotation, cellular component: mitochondrion; nucleoplasm. Lineage: Eukaryota; Metazoa; Arthropoda; Insecta; Phasmatodea; Bacillidae. Gene Ontology annotation, molecular function: cadherin binding. The record is from RefSeq and is a predicted model, not a curated record.